AUGGGCGCCGCUAGCGCCCCCUUCCCCGGGACACCCCAUCGGGUCGUAAUAGAUGGGCUUAGUGAUACGGAAGGCAGUCCUUUGCCGACACCUCCGCGUGUGAGUCACGUCUAUGCGGCUCCUGCAUCAGAUACGCUACCGACAACACCACUGGCAUUGCCUCGCUGGCGUCGCACAGAUACACCUAGUGAGAUGACGUUCAAACCAGCGCUCAUUUCAAAAGAGAAUGUGCAGACACCUGGUCACUCGUUGGCCUCCCGGACCUUGCGAUCCAAUACCCUGGCUGCGAACCAACGCAGUGUGGGCCGUGGCCUGCAAAAGCUUCGCUCCUCUGUCCGAUCGAAUAGCACGCAUAUACCGGCUCGACGUGUGCAAAAAUACCAGGAUGACGAAGAAGUUCUUAUGGAUCAGCCUUAUACCGAUGACAAAGGCAUGACAGCAUCUACCUCAACAGCUGAGCCCGUGGAAAGAGUGACACCUUCACUCUCACCUAUCGGUGAAAAAACCACACCUACACCCUCUCAUACAUCCACGAUACCCGCACGACCACCCUUGGUCGAUGUACAAAACCAACUCCCUGCAUCGCAGGCAGCUCACUCAGAGAAAGGCGAGAUACCCAAUCCACCUGCGCCCUCCAUGGAUCGCGCAUUGGACUUUCUUCAGCUGAUGUGGGAGGAAGCAGCCCGACAACAUGCGUCAGGCUUCACGCCUUCGAACCCACAUCAGCAAAAGUCUAUGGCGAAAGAGACGACCUUCCGUGGCUGCCGAUUUUACAAGGUUUGUCGCGCUGGCGAAGGUGGGUUCUCUACCGUAUGGCAAGUGAAAGGCCCAGCUGCGAUCCCGGCCGCCAUCCAAGAGGGCGACUCGGAAGCCGUGCGUAUGGAGCCUGUCGACGACGAGCAUCAGGGCUAUUUUGCGAUGAAGCAAGUCUCCCUACGUCGCCUCGAGCCUGAAUCGCGUGAUGAGCUGGUUCAAGAAGCACAGCUAUUGGAGCAGCUUGCUCAAGUACCAGGGAACGAAAAGUACAUCUUGCGGUACUUUGGUCACCGCUUGAACCGCGACACGUUGAAAAUUCUGUUGGAACUAGGAGAUAUGGACUUUAGCCAUCUUCUCAAGGUGAAGGCGCCUCUUUCCUUCUCGGAUAUUCGCACGUACUGGCGCCAGAUGCUGGAGGCCGUGCACUUUAUCCAUGAGAAAGGCAACUUGGUGCACACGGACUUGAAGCCAGCCAACUUCCUUAUGGCGAAAGGACGCUUGAAGUUGAUCGAUUUCGGUAUUGCUCAGAAAAUUCCUUUGGGCACGAUCCAUAUCUCGCGUGAGGCCAUUGUCGGCACACCGAAUUACAUGGCGCCAGAAGCGAUCAAGAUUGCGAGAAAACAUGGCCGACGUGUGUACAAAGCGGGGAAAGCUAGUGAUGUAUGGUCGUUGGGAUGUAUUUUGUACCAGAUGGUGUACGGACGCCCUCCUUUCGAUCGUCUUAGUGGAGAGAAAAAGCUCGAGGCCAUUAUGGACCCAACACACCGCAUUGCGUUCCCACUCCAUCGUGUGCUGGACGACCCAUCGUCGGAACGGGUAGACGAUGACCUUAUCGUGACACUGAAGUCUACGCUGCAAUAUGAGGCGGACCAACGUGCAACGAUUCCCGAACUGCUCCAGGAUCCAUCGGAUACAGCGAGACUGCAGGAGACAGUCACGAUUUCGCGGCAGACACUUCGGGCGUUGGUGUCACGUCUUCAACAGCAUGCCAUGCAAGGCGAGCUGACCGAGGCCAAUGCUAUUCAUCGUGCAGAUGUAAGUACGACCGUAUGA
Messenger RNA from Malassezia pachydermatis, 1809 nucleotides. Its product is annotated as serine threonine-protein kinase mph1. Lineage: Eukaryota; Fungi; Basidiomycota; Malasseziomycetes; Malasseziales; Malasseziaceae. The coding region runs from base 1 to 1809 and encodes 602 amino acids. The record is from RefSeq and is a predicted model, not a curated record. Gene Ontology annotation, cellular component: spindle; nucleus; kinetochore. The transcript has 4 exons. Gene Ontology annotation, molecular function: protein serine/threonine kinase activity; ATP binding; protein serine/threonine/tyrosine kinase activity. Gene Ontology annotation, biological process: chromosome segregation; protein localization to kinetochore; mitotic spindle assembly checkpoint signaling.